Messenger RNA from Meira miltonrushii, 898 nucleotides. RefSeq names its product putative ubiquitin/ribosomal protein S27a fusion protein. NCBI's taxonomy places the organism in Eukaryota, Fungi, Basidiomycota, Exobasidiomycetes, Exobasidiales, Brachybasidiaceae. The record is from RefSeq and is a predicted model, not a curated record. The transcript has a single exon. Gene Ontology annotation, molecular function: protein tag activity; structural constituent of ribosome; ubiquitin protein ligase binding. Bases 280 to 759 code for a protein of 159 amino acids. Gene Ontology annotation, biological process: translation; modification-dependent protein catabolic process; protein ubiquitination. Gene Ontology annotation, cellular component: cytoplasm; ribosome; nucleus.
CAUAUUUACGCGUGGAACGAGUAGCGUGUAGGCGUCACCUGCUUCACCACAAAAAGUACAAAAGCACGUGAUUGGGUUCGCAGCGGAAACCUUGCCAGGCCCUUCAUCAGUGUUCGGAAAAAAGACUGCCCGCAUGCGCGCAUUGCUGAGCAAAAGACAAAUUCGAGAAAAAAAUAUAUAAACCCGAAUGCGCGUCCCACAACUUCUUUCUUCUCUUCAGUGAUCAUCACUGUGAGGAAGCCAUUGUUCAAAAACACUGGCUAGCAGAAGGUCGCCAAUAUGCAAAUUUUUGUGAAAACCCUUACGGGUAAAACUAUCACCUUAGAGGUUGAAUCAAACGAUACAAUUGACAAUGUCAAAGCAAAGAUUCAAGACAAAGAAGGUAUUCCACCAGACCAACAACGUUUAAUCUUUGCUGGUAAGCAAUUGGAAGACGGACGUACUUUGGCUGAUUACAACAUCCAAAAGGAAUCCACUUUGCACUUGGUCUUGCGUCUCCGUGGAGGUGCAAAGAAGCGUAAGAAGAAGCAAUACACCACACCCAAGAAGAUCAAGCACAAGCGUAAGAAGGUUAAGAUGGGUGUCUUGCGUUACUACAAGGUUGACGGUGAUGGAAAGAUUAAGCGUUUGCGUCGUGAAUGCCCUGCUCCCCAAUGCGGUGCUGGUAUCUUCUUGUCUUUGCACGCCAACCGUCAAUACUGCGGAAAGUGCCACUUGACCUACUUGUUCGAGCCUGGAUCAAAGCCUCAAGCUCCUUAAGCGUCUCUUCAACGCUGAACAUUUGACGAUCAUGUCAUCUUGAGUGCUACAGACUCACUCCCUUUGAGAGCAUUUCAUUGAUUUGUUGUACUUGUAUACUUUGCAAUACGAUUUACCAUGUUACUCUCAACUUCUACUU